Oncorhynchus nerka (sockeye salmon) is the source of this 3484-nucleotide messenger RNA. Its product is annotated as GRAM domain-containing protein 2A-like. Bases 251 to 1258 code for a protein of 335 amino acids. The record is from RefSeq and is a predicted model, not a curated record. Gene Ontology annotation, biological process: regulation of store-operated calcium entry. The transcript has 13 exons. Gene Ontology annotation, cellular component: extrinsic component of cytoplasmic side of plasma membrane; organelle membrane contact site; endoplasmic reticulum membrane. Lineage: Eukaryota; Metazoa; Chordata; Actinopteri; Salmoniformes; Salmonidae. Gene Ontology annotation, molecular function: phosphatidylinositol-4,5-bisphosphate binding.
CGCUCGCAGAUGCGAUGCUCGGCGCAACAAGUCAGCCAGCAGACAUUCCAUGUGCUCAGUGCUCCUCUGCCUUCGUUUUGACAACUCCGAGAACCGCUUCUCCUCUUCCAGUUUUGUCUACCUUUCCCCACGGACUUCUUUACUAUCGAAGACAAUGAUGUGGACAUUCGGCCGAAUUUUGUCUUCUGUGAGUGCGCCGUGGAAAUGAUAUACUCGACAGCAUAGCUACCCGCAGCUUCCGCCACGGCUGAUGAUGAUGACGAUGAUGAUGGACCAACAGGAGCAGAGUGAUGACAUCAGUGUCCUGAGCCCGCUGGAGUUGCUGACCGAGGCCGCCAAGGAGGACGAUGGGCACUGCCAACCACAGUUCAGGCUGCAACUGAUUGAUGACCUGACGUAUGAAGAUGUCAAGAAAUGCUACAGGGGCUCGACCGUCAGCAAGUACAACUCCCAGUACCACAAGCUGUUCCAGAGCGUCCCCAAGGAGGAGAUCCUUAUGAAAGUGUAUUCCUGCGCUCUCCUCCGAGACAUCCUACUUCAGGGCCGCCUCUACAUCUCCCGCAACUGGCUGUGUUUCUAUGCCAACCUCUUUGGGAAGGACAUCAAGGUGGCCAUUCCAGUGGUGUCAUUACGGCUGGUGAAGAAGCACAGGACGGCAGGCCUGGUUCCCAACGGGUUGGCCAUCACCGUGGACACCAGCCAGAAGUAUGUGUUUGUGUCCUUGCUGUCUCGAGACAGUGUCUACGACAUCCUCAGGAGGAUCUGCACACACCUUCAGGUGAAUGGGAAGAAAAGCCUUAGCCUGAAGCAGUACUUGGAGGAGCCUAGCUCACUAUCGAUGGAUGAGUUCCCCGUGGUCAAUGACUUCCCCCCGGUGUUGAAGUGGAGGAGGAAGCCGUCCAUUCCAUCCGUGUCCUCCUCUCUCCCGGAUCUCCUUGGUAACUCCACCAGUAAGGUAAGAUCAGUGGACAUCCCCUACCUACCUACGGAGGUUCCACUGACAUUAAAGGAGCGGAGUCUGGAGACAGGGAAGAUCCUCCUGACAGAGCCAGUACCAGAACUGGGCCACAUGGAGUACCAACUGCUCAAGUUCUUCAUCCUGCUUAUCGUCCUGCUCGUCCUGUCCUCCUGCUACCUGGCCUUCCGUGUGUGUUGUCUAGAGCAGCAGCUGUCCUUCCUCAACACACAUCCCACAAUGCCCAUGAGAGAGAGGUGUGGAGAAGUGCCCUGCUGGUUCAAUGAAAAGACAAUGACUUGAGAAAAUCCAAGACCUGAAGCCAAAACUGCAGUUAAAUAGACCAUCCAAUAGGGGGUGCCGGAGAGACUAGAAUCCUCUUGUCGUUCCCUAGAAAGACUAUGGACUGCAGACAAAAGACUGGAAUGGAUGGAGGAGGAUUGGAAGAAGACGACUACAGAGUAGGUGUCAAUGGGACAGAGCCAACGGAGUUCACCUGACCUUUGACCUCAAUGUCCUUGUUUUACUCGGAUUCUGCCAAGGAACUUUACAAUACCAGUCAACUGAUCAGACACUUCCGCGUCCCGGAUUUUAGAGACAGAGCCUGUUGUCAGACACACGGAGCCUGUUGUCAGACACACGGAGCCUGUUGUCAGACACACGGAGCCUGUUGUCAGACACACGGAGCCUGUUGUCAGACACACGGAGCCUGUUGUCAGACACACGGAGCCUGUUGUCAGACACACGGGGCCUGUUGUCAGACACACGGGGCCUGUUGUCAGACACACGGAGCCUGUUGUCAGACACACGGAGCCUGUUGUCAGACACACAGAGCCUGUUGUCAGACACACGGAGCCUGUUGUCAGACACACGGAGCCUGUUGUCAGACACACGGAGCCUGUUGUCAGACACACGGAGCCUGUUGUCAGACACACAGGGCAUUUUUCAACAGGAAUAGACUGUACCCAGUAGGGGAGUUGCUACGAGAGAGACUGAAUAAAGAUUGAAUAUAAGAAGGCAGUCCGAUCAGGAACUCAACCUGACCUGGUCAACCAUUUCCAACCGUAGCCCACCUUGCAAUGUUUACUGUGCAUGGUCACCGAGACAUAACCGUUCCUGUAAUACUAAAGAAAAAUAUAAACUAUUUCAAUGGACACUAUUAUCAGAGGUUUAACAUUCCUGUCAGAAUUUGAAGAUGCUGUGCUCGAGUCUUGUCAUGCCAACUGAAAACAUGCUACUGUGUGUGUCAGGUUAGGUUGUGAAAGUGUGUGUGUGUGUUUGAGUGUAUUAACCAUUGUUUGUGUGACUUAACAAGUGGCUAGGACUGUGUCAAGGUAGUCGGUAGCUUCUCCAUGUCAUGUAAUAAUAGAUAUUGACAGAAUUGUAAAGCCAUUGUCUGUGCAUCUGUGUUGGAUGGAGUGGAACUUUGGACGUGAAUGGAGAGAAAGUGGUGAAAGUAUUGAGAGAGAGAGAGGAGAGAAAGACAGAGAGGAGAGAGAGAGAGAGAGAGAGAGAGAAAGACAGAGACAGAGAGGAGAGACAGUGAGGGACACAGAGUGAGAGAGAGGAGACAGAGCGGAGAGACCGUGAGAGACAGAGAGAGACGGGAGACAGACCGAGAAAGAGAGACUCAGGUUGACAAUGAAUUAGGUUGCUGUCAACUUGCCCUUAAUGUUCCAUGAGGAGGAGGUGUGUACUAUAAAUAUUAUAAUAUUCCAUGAGGAGGUGUGUACUAUAAAUGUUAUAAUAUUCCAUGAGGAGGAGGUGUACUAUAAAUAUUAUAAUGUUCUAUUUCAUGAGGAGGAGGUGUGUACUAUAAAUAUUAUAAUGUUCCAUGAGGAGGAGGUGUGUACUAUAAAUGUUAUAAUAUUUCAUGAGGAGGAGGUGUACUAUAAAUGUUAUAAUGUUCCAUGAGGAGGAGGUGUGUACUAUAAAUAUUAUAAUAUUCCAUGAGGAGGAGGUGUGUACUAUAAAUGUUAUAAUAUUUCAUGAGGAGGAGGUGUACUAUAAAUGUUAUAAUGUUCCAUGAGGAGGAGGUGUGUACUAUAAAUAUUAUAAUAUUCCAUGAGGAGGUGUGUACUAUAAAUAUUAUAAUGUUCCAUGAGGAGGAGUGUACUAUAAAUAUUAUAAUAUUCAAGGAGGAGGAGGAGUGUACUAUAAAUAUUAUAAUGUUCCAUGAGGAGGUGUGUACUAUAAAUAUUAUAAUGUUCCAUGAGGAGGUGUGUACUAUAAAUAUUAUAAUAUUCAAGGAGGAGGAGGAGUGUACUAUAAAUAUUAGAAUAUUCCAUGAGGAGGUGUGUACUAUAAAUAUUAGAAUAUUCCAUGAGGAGGAGAUGUGUACUAUAAAUAUUAUAAUAUUCCAUGAGGAGGUGUGUACUAUAAAUAUUGACUUAACAAAUAAAUACUUAUUUCCCUCAUUAAAAUGAGGGAUGAAUUAAAUCUAUUUAUAACAUUUUUGACAUGCGUUUAUCUUUGAUUCUUGUUGUUAUUCUGUCUCUCACUAUUCAAAUAAACCUUCCAUUAAAAUGA